AGCUGGUAUUAGUUGCUACGAUCCUGGUCGGGAAUAUUAUUUAUCUCUGACAACCGGUCGACGAUAACAACUUUAUGAUUGUAACCAAUUUAGUUACAUUCUUCAUUCUAUCCUAAUCGACGCCUCGUAUAGCAGUUGUUUAAAUAGUCGGUUUUGAUGAGGGACGGCGAUAAUAUGUUUGAUCAAAGUUUUACAUAAUGGUCACUCUACUACUAUACAUAUCUCAUUAUUCUUUCAUGUCGUUCCGUGUUACAGUUUUGUUAACGGAGUUGUCACACAACAAGUACACCAAGUGUGCCAAUAAUCUUUAUUGAGGAAAACCGACACUCUAUAAAAUGCCAUCAACUUGUGGAGACGUUAUUGAAAUUCCUGGUAUAGUAGGGCAACACAGCAUUGUUGAUGCUAUCUUGAGCACAGACAGUGUCGGCACGCACAGUGACGUAUCUGGCCACACUACAAUACCUGGAAGACCCAGAAUGGACGUCGCAUGUGUUUUAGAUUUGCAACAACCCCAGUACCUCUCUCACCGCAAAAAAGCCCUAGAAGAAGUUAGACAAGCGUGUAGUUUGGUCAACGCCAACAUGCAUCACAUACAGUUUGAAAAGCUUGAUUUUGGCGAAGCCAAUGUUUUGGAUACCUUCUACAACGCAGAUGUGGUUGUCGUGGACUUGAGCAUUCAGCUGCAACAAUCGGCCUUAUUUUAUCACUUGGGUGUGAGAGAAAGUUUUGGUAUGAAAGAAAACAUUCUGUUGCAUAACGACAUGGAUACCGAAGCCACAAUUAGACUAAAGUUGUCCUGUGGCAGCUAUACGUUUGUAACUUAUCGGGUAGUGGAAUGUGGGUCCUGUGUGGCUACUAGCCCAGCAGCGAGCAGGGUGACCGGAGAAGAGGUGAUAGACCCAAAACAACAUUUAAUGCUUAAACUGAAGAGACUCUUUCAGGAUGUUGAAGUACAAUCAAAAGCCCAUAUGAAGGAAAAGUUUCUGGCAGACUUGCGCAAUGCGCGUGAAACGUAUUCGGGGGCUGAGCUUUCCAGGGUUUUAAAUAACAUGAGAAAACGACUGGACGAUCCGAAUGUUUUAUCGGGCGAAGUCGUGCUCAAUGUCUUAAUUUCUUACAGAGAAAUACAGGACUAUGACGCAAUGGUGCAGCUUGUUGAUGAUUUGCGGACAGUACCCACCCAUAAAAAUUCUAUAAAUACUCCAACCAUACGUUUUUUAUACGCUUUCGCUCUUAAUCGAAGGAAUAAGGAAGGGGACAGAGAAAAAGCAUUGAAAGUUAUCGAAAAAGCUUUAGAAAAAAAAGAGAAUCACGUACCAGACAUGGUGUGCCUUUGUGGACGAAUUUACAAGGACAAAUUUGUCGAAAGCAGACACAUGGAUCAAGAAAGUCUGAAAAAUGCAAUCCGCUGGUAUAGAAAAGGCUUUGAGGUACAACCAAAUGAAUACGCUGGUAUUAAUCUGGCCACUCUUCUGGUAAUAGCUGGAAAUGAAUUUUCCAAAAGUGAAGAGUUACAGCACAUUGGAAUGGUGCUGAAUAACUUGAUUGGUAAAAAGGGAAGCCUGUCCAGUCUGAAAGACUACUGGGAUGUUGCAACGUUUUUCGAAAUCAGUGUGCUUGCUGAGGAUUAUUCCAAGGCUAUACAAGCAGCUGAAUGUAUGUUCAAAUUAAAACCCCCCAAUUGGUACUUGAAGUCAACCAUAGGUAACAUAUCACUUAUAGACAGAUUUCGUAAAAAGAACUUGGAAGUUGAGGCUUCGCCUGAAGAGCAAGUUUUUGGAUUCUGGAUCGAAUACUUCGAUGAAGCGACAAAAUCUGAAGUUGGGGAUAGUAUACGUUUCCCGUUACUAGUAUUGGAACCGACAAAAAUUCUAAUGCCAAGUUACGUGAAUAUAAAUCUUGGCGCUGAAGAAAAGUCAAUACAAAUAUGGAACUUGUGCUUAGAUAAAUUAAAAGACAACUGUAAACAAGUACAUGAGUGGCUAUUCACCGCAAACAUGAUUCGCAGUGUUAGUUUGUAUAAACGAGACGAACGCUGUCUAUUCUUAUAUGUACAUCAGAAUUCUGAUGACUUUCAAAUGUAUCUACCAUCCGUCCAAUGUAGACAACGAUUUUACGACUUAAUCCUGGAAAUGACGAGAGACCAGGAAGGCAUGGUCACAGACUUAGAUGCAUACCUGACCAAUGAUCAGAUGAAGUUUGAAUACGAAUUAGAUGAUCAGAACAAACGUACGAUCCUUGGAAAAGGUACGUAUGGUGUUGUAUAUGCAGCUCGUGAUUUGAACACGCAAGUGAGAAUAGCGGUGAAAGAAAUACCAGAAAGAAACCUUGGCGACGUACAACCUUUGCACGAAGAAAUCAAAUUGCACAGUCAACUCAGACACCGAAACAUCGUUCAGUACUUGGGAUCUGUAAGUGAGGAUGGUUUCUUCAAAAUUUUCAUGGAACAAGUUCCUGGAGGUAGUUUAUCGGCGCUGCUUCGAUCGAAAUGGGGCCCUUUAAAGGAAAAUGAAUCUACCAUAUCUUUUUAUACAAAACAAAUUUUAGAAGGACUUAAAUACCUGCAUGAUCAGAAAAUUGUUCAUCGCGAUAUUAAAGGUGAUAAUGUAUUGGUUAACACGUAUAGUGGAGUGGUUAAGAUUUCUGACUUUGGUACAUCGAAGCGACUAGCUGGUCUGUGUCCAAGUACGGAAACAUUCACUGGAACAUUACAAUAUAUGGCACCAGAAGUCAUAGACAAAGGUCAACGUGGUUACGGAGCUCCUGCUGACAUUUGGUCAUUAGGUUGUACAAUUGUUGAAAUGGCUACUGGUAAACCUCCUUUUAUAGAGUUGGGUUCACCACAGGCUGCUGUUUUCAAGGUGGGAUUUUAUAAAAUACAUCCUGAAAUACCCUCGGAAUUAUCGGAAAGAGCAAAGAGCUUCAUUUUACGGUGUUUUGAGCCAAAUCCUGAUACCAGAGCGACAGCUGCUAAACUAUUAGAUGAUCCUUUUCUUACAGAAAAAAAGAAGAGUACGAGAUUACCUGCACCACCAGAUUUCAGCAGAAGUAUAUCUGUACCAGCGGAAAGACUUGAGCGACUGGGAAAAUUUGACAAGACAAACAAUAACCACAUCGUCACAACACCACCAAUCCAGUCUUCUCAUUCUGAUGAUACCGGAGGGCUGACAAAAUCAAGCCCAUUGAGGGAACGCAGUCCGGCUCAUCUUCUCUCUCCCAUCAGCAUGCCUACUGCGCUUUGUUUCAACAGCACAAUUGGAAGCACACCAUCAAUAGAGGCCAGCGAAUCGGACACUGCAGGGCCUACAAUGACUAGGAGAAGCUCCUCUGGUGGAUUAUUGUCACCCGAAGUAGAAUUGUCUGGACAGCCAGGUAAUAAAGUUGGCGAGGAACAGGAGGGCUUUUAUUUAUUGAAGAAAGAUAGUCAACGUCGAAUGACACUCACUAGAGUAUUGAGUCAGGAUGAAGCUAAAAUAUGCCAAGUAUGGCUAAGGAGUAUACAUCAAGAUGUUGGCCAAGCUGUUCUGCACAUGAAACAUUUGGAACUCCUGAUGCGUGGUUUGAGGGAUUAUAUCUCUGAACCGAACCAAGAUUUUCUCAUGUCCACAAUUCGAACACUGAAGGAAGAAUUAGACUUUGAUUCAACUGCGAUAAAUCAACUGUAUUCGGCAAUAUACCUAUUUCAAACAGCUGUAAACGAGGUUUUGAGACUGCAUAGUAUAAAACCACAUUGGAUGUUCGCUUUGGAUAAUCUAGUCAGGAAUGCUGUUCAAGCUGCUAUUACUGUAUUAUCUCCAGAGCUUGGCGCCAAUCUGCUUGGCCAUGAUCGAGGCCAAUCGGGUACUGAUGGUCCGGAAGAAGGAUCAACAUCUGGUGUGUCGACAGUCAACUCUGUGAAAUCCCACAAAUCUAGUGAUUCUGUGGACAAUAAAUAUUGGCGAGAAUAUCAGGAUCAAAUGGGAGCGUUAAAGACUGAAAACAUGAAACUUCUUCAAGAACUCUUGGAAAGUCAAAAAGUUUAUCAAGCUAUGUUGCAGCAGGUAAUAGGAGAUCAAAAAAUACAAAUGGGAGCUCUAUCACAGCUGUGCGAAUCAAUUAAUAGGAGAGCUGUAAGACAAGAGUCGGGAUACAAUUCCACGAUUUCUGGUGGGGAACCUGUGUCUCCUAUUCCAGGAUUUUUACCCCAAAUCAGUGUCACCGACCACAAUGCUACCCCGGCUGAUACCAGGCUUACGGAAUGGCUACAAGGUCUGGGAGUAGAUGCGUCUUCCAUAGAUAGGUUUCUAUAUGAAGAAUACACACUGGAAGAUAUUCUUUUCCACGUUAGUCGAGAAGAUCUUCGCAGGCUGAACUUAAGGGGAGGUAUCGAGCUGAGGAUAUGGAAGGCCGUAUUGCAACAUCGAAAGGACAACGAAAUUUGAAAUCGAACAUAUCAAAGUAUAAAGUAUAUGUUGAAAAUUCCUGUGGACGAGCUGCAAAACUGUCAAUGAUGGUUUAUUACUUUUGAACCGUACGAACGAACUUUGCAUGUAAUCAAACCAACUGUUGUUACAUAGAGAUUACUAAUUUGUAAAAUGUUGAGCUAUCUACAAUCUGACAUUGUUAAUUGAGCAGGAAUGUUACGCGCUGAUUUAUUGAUUAUUCUACGUGAUGUUAUAUCUUCAAAUAAUAUUUCAUCAAAUGAAGGCAUAUAAAGAAGUCCGUUUACCUGUUGCAAAAAGUAUCCUAACAAAACGGAACCUUUAUAUGCAUGCGAUAUAUAGAGCAGGCGCAAUAUGAUCGAGUGAAGAAUUGAAAUCAAUAAAUAUCAUAGGUUAUAUAUUAAUUAACAAAGUUUUUGUAAAUAUUAACUCAGUACCACUGACUGACUUAUCAUGCGUGAGAAGUCGUGGUUUUUACAUACGUAAAAAUACAAGCGUGCGUAUAUCUUCUGAUUGCUCGAAUCACAGUGACUAUAUGAACUGUCUACCAUCAUUGUAUUCAAGAUUAUACAACAAUAUUUAAGUUUUCGCUGUAUUCGAGGUAGCUUAUCUUUGCAUAUGUUCUUGUUUACUCUAAUUAAUUGUUGACAAGCUUCGUGCCCACCUGUGUUUGAUUUUUUAAUCCAUCUCACGUCUAACAUUAGUCAUUAUUCAUACAGUCACUGAAAUGAAACAAUUACACUUUGUAUUAUAAAUAUCAAUUUUAAAUUAAUUAUAUCUGCAUUCUUGCAUAUUUAAAAAGUUGAAGCGGAAUUGAAAUAUCCUGUCAUUUUUGUA
This is a messenger RNA of Diprion similis, 5258 nucleotides long. It is a transcript of the gene Ask1, whose product is annotated as mitogen-activated protein kinase kinase kinase 15. The transcript is spliced from 23 exons. The record is from RefSeq and is a predicted model, not a curated record. Lineage: Eukaryota; Metazoa; Arthropoda; Insecta; Hymenoptera; Diprionidae. Gene Ontology annotation, molecular function: ATP binding; protein binding; protein kinase activity. Gene Ontology annotation, biological process: MAPK cascade; protein phosphorylation. Bases 336 to 4421 code for a protein of 1361 amino acids.